Molecule: messenger RNA, 4469 nt
Organism: Syngnathoides biaculeatus (alligator pipefish)
Lineage: Eukaryota; Metazoa; Chordata; Actinopteri; Syngnathiformes; Syngnathidae
Gene: il1rapl1a
Product: interleukin 1 receptor accessory protein-like 1a
Exons: 13
Coding region: 295-2748 (817 amino acids)
Biological process (GO): negative regulation of exocytosis; signal transduction
Source: RefSeq, a predicted model, not a curated record
UCUAACGGCAACCCUCAUCAUGAAAUUAAUCACAGCUGUGAUAGCGGAAAACGGCAUUGCUAUCUGUUUGCAUUAAAAUUGGUGUUCAUAAUAAUGACAAGAUACCGAUUUCCGGCAGCAUUUUGUCGGUAUUUUCACUCUGAUGUUAACAUUGCAUAGAGAAGCAUUAUAUUUACUACGGCUAAGUUAUGACUGAUAGACAUACGUGCGCAUAUGUCAUCGAGCGAUAUUCCGUUGGGAGCAAAAAAUAUCCAGGAGCAUAUCCAAACCAGCGAACACUAAGACACAGCGCAGAUGUCUCCAGAGCCACUUUGCGGGAUGGAGGCCGCGUCCAUUACAUCCCGGCCGCUCUCGCCUGUCACGUCGGCCGCAUUUCUCAUUGUGCGAGACGACGACCGUGAGGGCAACGGGCAGAACAGCCGUCACCUUAAUGUCUCCCUGCCUGAUCAUGAAACGCUCACAAAGAUCCGCCGGCUCGCCCGCAAUAUUUUACGGACUUGCUCUUGUGGUGGAGGUGACGUGAGUUCAAUUCCCAUGAAGCUCAGCCAAUGGAGCACUCCGGUCCCGUUGCACGUGUGCAAAAGGAUCAUCCGGCGUACCAAUUUGCUCCUCAUAUCCGAAGGCUGCGAGGCGAGGACAGGGAUGAAGAUGAGACCUCCCGGCCCUCUGCUGAUCCUGCUCUAUGUCACGCUGUCAAAGUGUCUCAAGGUGGUCUCCAAGAGAGGCUCAGUGGACGGCUGCACGGACUGGUCGGUGGACUACCUGCAGUACCAGGUUCUGCAGGGCGAACCGGUGCGGCUAAAGUGCGCCCUGUUCUACGGCUACAUCCGCGCCAACUACAGCCAGGCUCAGAGCGUGGGCCUCAGCCUCAUGUGGUACCGCAGCUCGGGCCUGGGCCACAGCGACUUCGAGGAGCCCAUCUCCUUCGACGGCGUCCGCAUGAGCAAGGAGGAGGACGCCAUCUGGUUCAGGCCCGCCGACCUCCAGGACGUGGGACUCUACUCGUGCGUGUUAAGGAACUCGACUUACUGCAUGAAGGUGUCCAUGUCGUUAACUGUGGCAGAAAACGACACGAACAUGUGCUACAACUCCAACAUGCGGCGGACGGAGAAGGCGGAGCUCAGCAAGAGCAAAGACAUCCUCUGCCCCGACAUCGACGACUACGUCGAGCCCGGCAAGGAGCCGGACAUUACCUGGUACAAGGAAUGUCAUCCAAAGCGAUGGCGCGCCAGCGUCAUCCAGAAGAGAGACAUUCUCUCCUUCCAAGAGGUGACGGAGGACGACAUCGGGAAUUACACCUGCGAGGUCCAGUUUGGCGGCUUUGUGGUCAGGCGGACGACGGAACUGGCCAUCACCGCCCCUUUGACCGACAAGCCGCCCAAGAUCCUGUUCCCCUUGGAAAACAAGAUUAGUAACAUGGAACUGCAGCUCGGAGCCGCUCUGAACCUGACGUGCCGGGCGUUCUUCGGCUACAGCGGCGACGUCAUCCCGCUCAUCUACUGGAUGAAGGGAGAUAAGUUCAUCGAGGACCUGGACGAGGAGCGGGUGCAGGAGACCGAAAUCAAAAUCGUCAAGGAGCACCUGGGCGAGCAGGAAGUGGCCGUCUCCCUGACCAUCGACUCGCUGGAGGAGGACGACCUGGGAAAUUAUUCGUGUUACGUGGAGAACGGCAACGGGCGUCGGCAGGCCACCGUGCAGCUCUUCAGGAAGGAGCUCAUGUACACGGUGGAGCUGGCCGGGGGUCUGGGGGCCAUCCUGCUGCUGCUCAUCUUCCUCAUCUCGCUGUACAAAUGCUACAGGAUCGAGUUGAUGCUCUUCUACCGGCGCCACUUCGGCAGUGAGGACCUGGACGGAGAAAACAAAGACUAUGACGCCUACCUGUCCUACACCAAAGUGGACCCUGACCAGUGGAGCCAGGAGACCCGAGAGGAGGAACGCUUCGCCCUGGAGAUCCUCCCCGACGUGCUGGAGAAGCAUUACGGCUACAAACUCUUCAUCCCCGACCGGGACCUCAUUCCAACUGGAACUUACAUCGAGGACGUGGCGCGCUGCGUGGAUCAGAGCAAGCGGCUCAUCAUCGUCAUGACCCCCAACUACGUGGUGCGUCGCGGCUGGAGCAUCUUCGAGCUGGAGACGCGCCUGCGCAACAUGCUGGUCACCGGCGAGAUCAAGGUGAUCCUCAUCGAGUGCGCCGAGCUGCGCGGCAUCAUGAAUUACCAGGAGGUGGAGGCCCUCAAGCACACCAUCAAGACCCUCACCGUGAUCAAGUGGCGCGGCCCCAAGAGCAACAAGCUCCACUCCAAGUUCUGGAAGCAGCUGCAGUACGAGAUGCCCUUCAGACGCACCGAGCGCAUGCUGGGCCUGGAGCCGGCGCUGGACGUCAGCGAGCGGGGCGCCUUCGGCGAGCUGCAGACCGUCUCGGCCAUCUCCAUGGCGGCGGCCACCUCCACCGCCAUGGCCACCGCCCACCCGGAGCUGCGCUCCUCCUUCAACAACUCCUACCACACCACCGUCAGGCAGAAACACUACUACCGCAGCUACGAGUACGACGUGCCCGUGGGGGGCACCCUGCCGCCGCUCUCGUCGCUGGGGAGCCAGCACACCUACUGCAACAUCCCCCUGACGCUGCUCAACGGGCAGAGGCCGCCCGGGAAGAGCCGCGAGCACAGCCUGGAGGAGGCGCACGCCAACAACGCCAUGCUGCCCCUGCUGCCCCGCGAGACCAGCAUCUCCAGCGUCAUCUGGUAACGCGCUUCGGAGUCGGCGCUUCCGCCGAUCGUUUUUCUUUUGUUUUCCUCUUUCCUUUCUUUCUUGGCCAGACUCCGUUUUCCACAGACGCUCUCGUCAAGGGUUCUAUUCUACGUGGACAUUUGUAAUCGUUAAAGGACUCCUCACACGUGGAAUUAACGCCGUCAUGGACACAAACCACACGCGCAACACACAUCCGUCCGUCCCCCCCCCCCCGCGAAAGGAAAACAGGGUCUUCUGUACAUAUUUCUCCGUUCAUUUGUAGCAUUCCUCUUCCGUUUUCUCAUUCACACGUCUGUUGCCUUCUCUAUCCUAGGAGUUUGCUUUAACUUCCAGAGGUGUAUCUUUUUUUCUAUCACUUUUUUCAUUUUGUUUCGUUCGUAUUUUAAUGCCCAUGUGCUCGUUUGCAAAGCCAGUUAUGCAGUGUACUCUUUCAUUUGAAAUAUUUGUAUACUUUAUAGGUUUUCCUGGACAUUUUAUCAGCUUCCGGGAGCUGGACCGACUUCUUUUUGGUGAUUUGACCUGUAAAAGGUGUAUCUACUUACAAAAAAAAAAAAAAACGGAAAAAAAAGGAAUAUCAAUGACAACAACAUCAACAACAACAAAAAAAUCAUAGAAUAUGCAAAAAUAAAAAGUGAGGGGCUGAGAAGAAGGGGGCGGGGCUUGUCCACACCAAUCAGCCCCCCGCAGCAGCGGCGGACGACGACGACGAAGACCACGUUGGGUAUUUUCUAUUUGAGACGCUGUUUGUGAAUGCCUCACCUUAAAAAAGGAAAGUGUAGAUUAUUUUAAAAAAAACAAACAAAAAUAACUCUAUUUUUAUAAGCGGUUGCCUGAGGAGUCACAUUUUUUUUUUUUUUGCUUCAUCCGCCAAGGGAGGACAAUUCAGUGGUUUCUACACGACUUUUGAAUCCCACAUAAACUCAAAUCAUUUUCAUUGUUUUUUUUUUUAAAGAAAAAAAACAAUAUUCACAUUCUGAUAACUGCUUUGGUUUCCUAUGUAACAAUAAUUCAUGUUUAAGGCAAGAAAAAGAGUACAUUUGUGUUUUUUGGGGGAGAAGACUUUAGAUAUAUUUGAAGGUGUGACAUUUUUUGAGUAUGCAUAGCAAAUAGAUAUGUAUUCUAUAUAUAAUAUAGAUAUUUAUAUAAAUAUAUAAACACAAUUUUCACGCGGAGAGAAAUGUCUAUCUUUAUAGGAACACGAGUCAUGAUCAGUUGCCCUUAUACUUUCUCACUGCACAUUAAAAACAACUUUGAUUUCCUUUGCAUGCCUCCCCUUUUUUGUAAAACUCCAGGUGGCGCUAAAAAAAACCCAAAUAUUAAAGUGCCACUGUCAUGAAAUGCAUAUGAUUUUUAGGUUGUUAUCAGUGGAAAAAAAGGCAGCCGGAAUGGACCCGUCCGUAUUUUUUCAACCCACAACAAUUUUGACGUAUAUGCCUUUUCCUGCCAUGAAAAUCCUCUCGAGGGAUUUGUUUUCGAGAAGAAGCAGGAAGUGACGUAAAGGACAGUGGCGCCCCCAAGUGGACUCCUUUGUUUCCAUUAGUUGUACCUCCGGGAAGGUAGCUCGUUGUUCUUUCGUGUUAGCCAAAAUGAUAUUUUAUGGAUAUUGUUCGAACACCCGGGAGGAUGGAUUGAUUCUUCAUACUUUUCAAAUGAUUCGGUUCAUUGUGAAAAAUGGAUUGCACGGGUGCAAAGGACGAGAGCGCCGUGGGUUCCAAAUG